Myxocyprinus asiaticus (Chinese sucker) is the source of this 2287-nucleotide messenger RNA. It is a transcript of the gene plekhs1.3, whose product is annotated as pleckstrin homology domain containing S1, tandem duplicate 3. Lineage: Eukaryota; Metazoa; Chordata; Actinopteri; Cypriniformes; Catostomidae. Bases 85 to 1527 code for a protein of 480 amino acids. The record is from RefSeq and is a predicted model, not a curated record. Gene Ontology annotation, molecular function: protein binding. The transcript is spliced from 16 exons.
GCACAUUGUGAGUGCAGGAUACCUUAAUAGAGGACACUGAUUUUAAUCUUACAGCUUACUAAGCAUUACAGCAACAGCAUCCAAAUGGUCAGAAGUAAACCAACACCAAGAUCUACAUUUUACAAUGAACCAGCAAAGGUUGAGGAGCUUUACACUGGUUACCUGCACAAGUCCCCUUGUUUGACCAGAUUAACAAAAGGCUUGAAAUCAUGGAAGCGCCGGUUCUUUGUGCUCUCCAAGAUGGGGGAAGACACAUAUCAAUUGGCAUACUUUAAAAACCAUGAAAGGAAGGAAAAAUGUGGAGAAAUAGACCUUUCAAAGAUCAGCUGCCGGUGUAUUGGCCCUGAGGAACAUCGCAUGUGGGACUGGAUCCAGAAAAACUUCAAGUGUCCUCCAUCUUCUGUGUUGCUCUUGAGGGUGGAAGACAUUGUGUCAAAAUUUACAAGAGACUAUUUCCUUAUUGGAGAAAACAGUGAUGAGGUGGAUGGAUUGUGCAAUGCCUUAGUCAAGGUUCUGAAGACUGAGAAAUUAAAACAUAAUCUGCCAGAAACAGAUGAUAGCCUUCAGUCGGAAAGCAGAUGUAGAUCAAUAUCUGCACCUACUCACUGUUCAGAAUCCAGAUCUCAAGAUUGUAAUGGGGAGCAAAAUGUAACUGAUCAUUGCCCCUACUGGCCCCAACUGAGACACACUGCACCUGCAUGUAUAUUCACUUAUGUGCCACCAAAGGACAGCCACUAUGAUUUUCCUCGCAAGUUCAGUGAAGCAGCUGCAAUGCCAGCAGCACACAUGGUUUUACACAAUCAAACUCCAGAGAGUGAUGAUGAUGAUGAUGAGGAGGAGGAGGAUGAAGAUGACAGCGAUUACAUGCAGAUGUCAUCAGUGCAACUUGUGUAUCAACAGUCCCAGGAGGAGGAGGACAUUGCAUGCAUUCAGAAAAAGGACAGAGAGAUCUGUGCUGCGUUUGCAGGCAGUCUGUCAGACUGUGUCACAAAAACACAAUCUGAGGACACGGCAAAUCUGAGGACACAGCAAAUAUCAUCCAUUGACUUUGACGAGCAGAAAACAUCUGAGCGAAGCCCUGCCACGAAAUCUUCCCACGAUUUGUGCGAUGGUGCUCUUGACCAGGCUAAGGAGAGUGAAUCUAAACGAACGAGGGAUAUUUCUAAGGACUUUAUCCUCAACUUUAAUGGAAAUUGUGCCUCAGCUGGGUUGAAUGAGGCACCCCCAAACAAGAGUGAAACACACAGACCUGUUAAGAAGGAGAUCUGCGUAAGUCAAAAAGACCUGGAAAACGGCUUGAUCUUCACACAGGAAGAAGGCAAACCAUGUGUGUCUGUGUGUAAGCAGAUUGAAAACUCAUGUCUGUUCCAUAAGGGGGAUCAGAUCUUGGCCUUCAAUGACCUGCUAAUAGACACAGUGGAGGAGAUACACAAAUACCUAAGAAGGCUAAGCAAGGACGAGGUAAAACUGACUAUUCUAAGGCGUCCGGGAUCCCUGCCUUUGCACUCUGAAUCCUGUCUAUCAUAGUGAGGACAUGAAACAACAUGAAUGUGAAUUAUCUUAUCACUUUUUAGUUCAUUCUAGGUCAAGUUUAGGUUUUUAUUUUGUUAGAAAUGUUGUGUAUGAGUCUGGUUUCAGCUCAGCAGCUCGCUAAUAAGUAGUUCCUUCUUGUAGAGAUUUCAGAAACUAAACUGUGGCAGAGAAAAGCUCAUUCAUUAGUGUUUAAUCACAGACAUGGGAAACGGGGCAUUGAAAUCAAGUAACAGGAGCAACAGGUUUUUGGAAAGUAUCAUGUACUCUUUUGUGUGUACAUGUAAAUGGAUAGUGCAACAAAUGACGAUGUAAGACUCAUCAAUCUUAAAAAGUUGAUUGAAAAAAAUUGGUAAGAUUUAGAAUGUAUAUAUGAAGAUAAGACUAUAUGACUGGUGAUGGGUAUAUGCAGUCUAAGAUUAAAUAAGGUUUUUUGUUUUAUAAUGUGAACAUAAGGCACAACAAAACAAAAGUAUUACUUUAUGGCAAAUAUGAAGGUUUAUCCAUUGUGAAACACUUACUGUAUAAAUAUUUUAACCUCUUUAAAGCUGCACUUUUCUACCAUUGUUAAACUAUGAGGCACUUUAUAUACUGUUUAUUUACAACUUUUCUGUCAUUGUGGCAUAUUGCCUUUAAUCAUUAUGCAUUGAUUAAUGGUUCAGUCACAGUUUAGAUUGAUCUAAUUAAUUUAGAACAUGUACAUGUAAUCCACUAAAUAUAUAAUUAUUUUGUGGAAAGUCAUUGCACCAUGUUUUGU